Molecule: messenger RNA, 720 nt
Organism: Penicilliopsis zonata CBS 506.65
Lineage: Eukaryota; Fungi; Ascomycota; Eurotiomycetes; Eurotiales; Aspergillaceae
Exons: 6
Coding region: 1-720 (239 amino acids)
Cellular component (GO): cytoplasm; nucleus
Molecular function (GO): protein binding
Source: RefSeq, a predicted model, not a curated record
AUGCAACCAGAUCCGCAAGCAAAGUUUGCCCUGCACGAGGCUGCCAGGGAUGGGAAAACUUCCAUCGCCGAGUCUCUUCUGAACGCAAACCCCAAACUCGCACUGGUUAAAGACGAUGACAGCCGACUUCCUAUCCACUGGGCGGUAGCAUAUAACCGACUGCCUAUUGUCGAGCUGUUAGUGGCGAGCAGGAACUUUGACCCGGACGUUGAGGAUGGAUCAGGAUGGACACCACUGAUGAUCGCAGCCAGUCUGAGGGACGCCGAGGGUGACCCGAUCCUUGAGCUGCUCCUGCGUAAGGGAGCCGACGUGAGUAUGAAAAGCGUCACCGGCCAGAAUGCCCUCCACUUUGCCACCUCCAAGGCCAACCUAUCGACGGUCCGCACCCUGCUAGACCACAAGUGCAGUGCGCGCGUGAAGGAUCAGCGCGGCCAGCUGGCGCUGCAUCGCGCUGCGGCGAUUGGAUCGGUGCCUAUUCUCAAGAUACUGCUGGAGCAAGGGAAAUCACCACUCAACGCCUCAGACAUGGAUGGCUUGACGGCGCUUCACCACGCCAUCUCUGAGGGUCACGGUGACGCAGCCAUCUUCCUGCUUAAGGCGGGCGCGGAGGCAGACAAGCGCGAUGCUGGCGAUCACCUUGCUAUCGACCUUGCGCCGGAUGCAAAGGUCCGGAAGUAUAUUCUCCAGACCGCGGAAAGAGAGGGGAUCGAGCUUCCGUAG